AUGUUUGAGGAGAAGCUGUUGGUUGGUGUCGCGUCGGCGGCGUCGACGCUUGCCGUCAUUACGUGCCUCGUCGUGAUUCCAUCGCUCUACAACACCAUCAAUGAGGUUCAUGAGGAGGUCCUCGAUGGCGUGAAAGAUUUUCGCGUUGAGACCGACGCCGCUUGGAUCGAGAUGCUCGACAUCCAGGUCACCGUGACGCCGCCGUCGAAGCCGCGCGUCAAUCCGUUCAACAGCGUGUUCCGUCAGAAGCGUCAGACGUUCGCCGGCCUUCCGGCGUGGUGUCAGUGCGAGCCGACGAAGCCGACGUGCCCACCGGGCCCUCCAGGACCUCCAGGACGUCCGGGCGCUCGCGGAACCCCAGGACUUCCAGGACCACGAGGACGCGACAACUACGAGACGCUGCGCGCCGAACCGUGCCCGCGACACGACUCCGGCUGCAUUCAAUGCCCGGCGGGACCACCGGGUCCUGUGGGAAUUCCGGGACCUGCCGGACGGCCGGGAGCUCCCGGACAGCCGGGACAGCCGGGCAAGUGCGGAAACGCCGGUCGACCGGGAGCGCCGGGACAACUCGGCAAUCCGGGACAAGCGGGACGGCCGGGCAAUCCGGGACAACCGGGACAUCCGGGACGCGACGGACGAAAGGGACGCGGACGGCCGGGAGCCGCCGGACGGCCGGGAAAUCCGGGAAAACAGGGACCAGCCGGACAGCCAGGACGCCCAGGCCAACGCGGAUUCGAUGGUCCGGCCGGACCAGCCGGAAGACCGGGAGCUCCAGGAAACAGGGGGUCCGAUGGACACCCGGGAUCGCCUGGAAACCCGGGACGACCGGGAGCCGACGCCGCUUAUUGCUCGUGCCCAGCCAGAUCGAUGUUCCUCAAGCACUAA
This is a messenger RNA of Caenorhabditis bovis, 885 nucleotides long. Lineage: Eukaryota; Metazoa; Nematoda; Chromadorea; Rhabditida; Rhabditidae. The record is from the annotation of a GenBank genome assembly.